Messenger RNA from Rodentolepis nana, 1056 nucleotides. The record is from the annotation of a GenBank genome assembly. NCBI's taxonomy places the organism in Eukaryota, Metazoa, Platyhelminthes, Cestoda, Cyclophyllidea, Hymenolepididae.
AUGAACUCAAAUACAUCCGUUUCGAAAAAGAUUUUGUUACAGGGUCUUAUAUGUGGUGAAGAUCCAAUUGUAAAUGACAUUAUUCAAAUUUUGAUAAACAAAUAUAAUGGUUGUGAUAAAAAUAAAGGAAUUCGUCGGAAAAAAACCACUAUACAAAAUCCCCCGACUUGUUCUCCAACAUCUAAAUCAACUUCGAAGUCCUAUGUACGUUUUCUUUUGGGAAACGAUUUUCCUUUGCAGCCCAUUCAAUACCCUUCUGCUGACAUUUUAAACCUACAUUCGAAUCUCUUCUCUGAAAAGAAAGAUUUCUAUCCUCGAACUCUAAAAUCAUCGGCUUCUUCACGAAUUCGCGAACUUGCCUGCUACAAUCAACAUAAGCCAAAUUUUCACAACGAAUCCGAAUUAGGGAAAGAGGGAGUAAGUGGUGCCUUCGAUUCUAAUGGAAGAAAAUUAUUCGAUGGUUCAGCGCAGAUGAAGUCCCCACGGUCUGGGAAGAAAUUAUCUAAAAAGGUGAAUUCGGUUAGGCACAGUGUCGGACAUUUUCCCACCACAUCUGGAGAUGAUUUGAAUAUGCUUCGAUUUUCAUCCGAAAUAAGAAUAAAUGUGAUAUUUUGUGUCUUCUUAUCCAAUUUUAGCCAAUUGAUGGAAGUCUUUCACUAUCAUUUGGAUCGCUCGGAUAUCACAAUAAGCAGAUAUGCAAUAUGCCAUUGUUACUCAAUUUCCUUAAGUAGCGAAUCGGAUACUGAUUCGGAAACAGAGAAGCAUAUUGAAGCAUUGAAUCCACCAUUCUCUUUCCCGAAAAGGAAGUCACCUCCUAGUCGAUCUUCAUCCACAAGUGGCAGCUCACAAGAAUCGGAUUGCAUGAUUGAAGAGAUGGAUAAGCUUCUCGAUUCUAUCAAAUUUGGAAAAUGCGAUGGAAGGUCAAAACAGGAAGAGGACUAUGAAGAUGACUUCGAAGAUACUACUGAUAGCGAUGCCAGUAACAAAGAAGAGGAAGAAAUUAGCAGUUUUGGGCAAGAUUACAGCACUGAAACAUUUGAGGACGAUGNUGAAUAG